Mauremys mutica (yellowpond turtle) is the source of this 3311-nucleotide messenger RNA. RefSeq lists its product as uncharacterized. The transcript is spliced from 9 exons. Gene Ontology annotation, cellular component: cytoplasm. The coding region runs from base 6 to 1772 and encodes 588 amino acids. Lineage: Eukaryota; Metazoa; Chordata; Testudines; Geoemydidae. The record is from RefSeq and is a predicted model, not a curated record. Gene Ontology annotation, molecular function: nucleotide binding; oxidoreductase activity. Gene Ontology annotation, biological process: NADPH regeneration.
CUGGGAUGAGCGGCGGCCCUCGGUGCCGGCCGCGGAAGGGAGCGCGCCCGGCUGCCGCGGGCGCCCGAGGCCCCGGCCCCGGCCCGGCCAUGGGCCGCAAGAAGAAGACGCUGCACGACUACGCGGCCGAGUUCAGCGACCUGGGCGUCAAGCGGCACCUGGCGGAGCCCGGCGGCCCCGGGGAGAGCUCGGUGGUGGAGACCCUCUACUGCAAGUCCUGCGAGCUGCCCAUGCGGGUGCGGCGGGACCGCAUCCUGGAGCACCUCUCCUCCGGCCGCCACUACCGCAACCGCCGCCUGGUCAAGCAGCACGGCCUCCGGGCGCCCGUCCUCAUAUCUGCAGGUUCAGACCUUGGUACCAGCCUUUCCAUGCAACUUGACACUCCUUCCCUGCUUUCUCAGCCUUCAUUUAUUCUCUCAACCAACCCCUGCAUCACCAGCACCGGCACCAGCUAUAGCAUGGUACCAUCUCCACCUUCUUACCACAAGUCCUUGAUCCCUGUUCACCCCAGCGCCAUCAGCUCCACAACCAGUGUCAUGUCUGCCAGAGAAGACCAAACACCCUCUACCUCCACCAGUCACCCGUCGGCAUUUGCUGCCCUCCAUAUGAGAAAUGCGCCUGUUCCCUCAAAACAGAGCACCCAAAGACUUGUUAUUUCUGAGGCAUCCAACAGUGUGGCUUCUGGAGGGUCAGUGGGACGGUACAGCAGUAGUGGGACUUCAGGAAGCAAUAUUGGUCUUGCCCUCUUCGGCGUGGGGCUUGGUAACAAAGCAUUGUUUCAAAGUUUAAUGGAAGAAAAUGGCUGCUGUUUGCUUUACAUUGUGGAGGAUCAGUUGCCAGAUGUGGAACGUGCCUUCAAUACAGAAUUCUUGGCCAACACCAGGGUACUACGGCAACAGGAUGCCGACAUAGUGCUCAAUGAUCAACGUGUCUCUGGAGCCAUUGUCUGUUCGCCACCUGAAGCAGCCUCUGAAAUUGUGAUAGAUGCUUUACGAGCAGGGAAAGGCGUGUUUUGCGAGAAGCUACCCAGUUUAGAUAGGCAGACAGCAGAGGCUUGUUUUGAUGAAGCUGACAGAUGUGGAAGACCAUUGGUCUGUGGAUUCUACAAGCGUUUUGAUCCAGCCCUGCAGUUCUUGUAUAAAAAAGUCCAUGACAGCCAGGCACUGGGGAGGAUUCAUCGGAUUUCGACAGUUAGCAGCAUAUAUCCAGCAGCAUCUCUUAGCUUCCUAAAAAAGUCAGGUGGGAUUUUCUAUAAUGCUGCUGUACAUGAUAUUGAUAUUAUCAGUUUGUUGCUGGGAGAAAGUGCACCAGAUACAAUAUUUUCACUGGGACAUGCGUUCUGUGCAGAUAUGGCCUACUUGAAAGAUGCAGACACUGUAGCAGUCAGCAUGAAAUUUCCUAGUGGAGCAAUUGUUACUUUGGACGUCAGUCAGCACUGUACUAAAAGCUGUGAUCAGAGACUAGAGGUUCAUGGUUCUCAAGGAACAUUACGGGUAGAUAAUCAGAAUCCCUUGGGAAUUACAGAACAUGGGACGUCUGUGUCCAUAUAUUCACAAACCCAGGCUGAUCGGUACAAAGAAGCAUACAGAGAACUCUUUAGACACUUUCUCAGAACCCUCAAAGGCAAAGAACCCCCUGUUAUCACCAAAGAGCAGUUUCUCUGGACGAUUCAGGUAGCUGCAGCUGCUGAGCAGUCUUGGAGGAACGGAUCCGCUGUUGACUUGCGCAACGAAGCAAUAGACGUGUCUCUAAUCAAGACUGAAAUAAUGUGACACACACUGCUGUUUGAAGUGAAGGCUAUUCCCUGAGCUCUGCUAAAGGGAGUGAAGUCUCUUCAUCUAGAGAGAUUUCCACUGUUGUCUUAAUACAAAACUAAACAGCCUUUUUUUUUUUUUUUUUUUUUUACAUUUUCACUGGAAACACCUAUAACUCGGAUACCUUUUAGAACUACAGGAGUGUUCAGUACUGGUGUUACCGAUGAUUCUUAGGACAUCAUUCAGGACUCAGAGAAGAAAUUAUGGGAGGCUUUGUCUACAGUGGCAUUUCCUUUUUGAAGGAGUUAGUUUCAGGUUCUGAAAUACUGUUUUCCUGAUAGUGGAUUUCCCAGACACUAAUCAUGAUAAGAUAAUGACGUACUGACAACCUGCUGUUGUAGUGAAGACGGUGCAAUGAACAUCUUGAAUGGCAGCUUGAAAAUGAGGUGCAAUCAUGGUAUUCAAAAUGAGAGCAUCCAUUUGGUCCAUACUGUACAUCUCAUUAGUAUAUGCAGGAAUAUGAUUUGUCUACUAAAUACCCCUCUUCUGAGUCCCCCAUCUAUAGAACUGUCCAUGUUGUUCUUAAUUCAUUGCUGUGGAUUUGAAAUAAUAUACCUGAGGGGUUGUGAGCAUCUAACUUUUUGAAAAUGAGCAGGCAGGGAGACUUCUUACCAACCUGGCUCUAGAGUGUAAUGAAAGAAACUUGGAAGGCAUGCUAUAAAUUGGACUGUUUCACAGAGCAAACCAUGCACUUGGGCAUUUCUAUAUGAACACUGCGUCGCUGUUAAAAAAUAAAGGUUUCUUUUAGAACAAAAUCGUGAAUCUCUAUACAGUAGCACUGUACAGUGUCUGUUACGAAGAAACAAGUCACCUGGAUGCAACAAAGAGAGUGCGAUCUAUUGGCAGUUUUGUUUUCUUUGCUUGAAUCCAAAUUCAUGUUUCAAUGUUUCUUCAAUAGGGAAAUUAAAUAAUACCUGUUUUUCCUGAGUGGGGGAAGGGAAUAUGAUAUACAUGCUUUUUACAGUCUGCCAGAUUUGGAUUACACAUCACAGAAAAAGAUAGUGCCUUCCAUAACAGGCAAGUCUGCUUUAAACCAGGUUAUUUGUAACUUUUUAUUCUUAUGUUGAGCAUAUUGAAAUUUAUAUAUUUGACUUUUUUAUUCUUGUUUGUAUUUCUCAUACCCUGGUUUUCAAGAUUUAAAAAAAGUUUUUUUAAAAUUGUAUUAAAAUAACAUUCUUGCAUUGAAUGUGUGAACAACUAUAUAUGUCACAUUUUCUCUUCCUGAAAAAAUUUCUUAACCGUCAAUUUUCAAUUCUUAUAUAUAUAAGUAUAUAUUACUAAAACUAGAAAUAGCUGUGAUAUUUAUAACUAAACACAGUUCUCUUGUGGAAAUGGUUUUUUAACAGUGUCAUUUUUUUGAAACCCAAAGAAAGCUGUGUAUUAAUGAUAAACGUUACUGUCAGAUUUGUGGUAUAUUUUCUGGCCAUUUAUUGAAAGAUAGUUUAUAUAUAACCCUCUCCCCCAAAUUCCAUUAAACCAAGAUAGCCACUUAUUAAA